Molecule: messenger RNA, 1373 nt
Organism: Trematosphaeria pertusa
Lineage: Eukaryota; Fungi; Ascomycota; Dothideomycetes; Pleosporales; Trematosphaeriaceae
Exons: 1
Coding region: 302-994 (230 amino acids)
Source: RefSeq, a predicted model, not a curated record
CAGAUGUUAAUCCACUGCACUCGCGUUGUCAUACGGGGGGCUUGCCCUCAUGAUGCGCUUCUUGGCUCCUGUACUCAUUGUGGCGGUUGUUUAGUCCUGGCAGAGGAAGUCUGAGCAAGUGUUGCCUGGAUGAGGUUGGAGGCGCUCCGAGGCGGGCGCACUUUAGAAAUAGAGUCGCCGCUGCUUCACGGGCGCGAGAGGGAGGACUGCAGCGAGGGAGGCGAGCGGAUUCACCGGGUUUCGGGUGGUGGUCGCGAAGUUGUUGCAGAAGUAAAAGUGAAGUGGGCUGGCGGGGAAGUUGAUGACGAAGAGUCAAGCUUCCCGUCCAUGUGCGAGUUGGCGCCUGGCGCCUGCCGUUACAACACUUUCCCUUGGAGCCUGGAUAUUGUCAGACCAGUCCAGCGACUCCAGCGCCUUCACAUACGUCAAAUCUGUAAGCCGUUCCAUUGCAGAUUCCGAUAACGACGUCACAGAAAGCAAGAGUACCAUGGUCGGCAAGGUCUUCCUGACCAUCCAAUCACGCGCUCCGACGGAACAUGGAAAUUCGAACCGGAGCCGAUUAGCCAUCUCUAGAAUCUCUUUAUACAUCCUCGGGAUCCGUCGACCUCCUUCUUUCUUGUAUACACAAUGCGCGAGGAGAAUCGACAUCGGCGCUGUACCCGCAAAGAGCGUCAAGACCGGCCUUGAGCCCGACGACAUGAUCAUUACCAUCCUCAGGCGCCGAGAAAUUCCUCAAUCUUUCCUAGUCAUAUUCAUCCCCUCUCCGAAUUGCGCGCUCGCUCGGUCAGAACGCCCAAUAUGCAUUUCAAGAGAUGGCAUAUCGGCGAGGCAACUACUCCGUAGACCACGAAACCAUUCCACGAUGCGCCCGCUCAGCGCUAUCCGUUCCCCAGACACCCGACCAGCCUCAUCACCAUCUGUCGCUUUUGGUCUAGGGCUGCUUAGCAAGAAAAGGCGUACCCAGCUUCCAACAUGGCCAGUCCAGCCCUGGUGAGUCACGAUAGAGGCCGCCCGCACUUCCGGUCACACAUCCGCUGCGGGACGCAUGUCGUGGAACAGGACGCGGCAUGAGGCGCGCCUGGAACGGUAUGCUUUCGUCGGCUUCAUUCUCCCUCAGAGCGUGCUGUCUUCCGUCUUUCCGCCUGUGUUUCGUUUCAAUGAUCUUCCAUUCGUCUAUCUCAAUGAGGCUGAACGACGUCAGCCCCAGUGCGUUGUCGCUUGGCGCAGAUGCAGCCAAAGAUACAGCAACCCUGCAUGGCAGGACUGGGAACGUCCUCCAUCUCUCCCGUCCUCCACCGAAUCAAGACGAGCAAAACAACGCGGCCUUGCUGCCUGGCACCACGGCUCUAUCCAGUAGCACAGCGCACGCGCGC